AUGCAGGGAGCCAGGCGGGACAGCUGCGUGGUGUGCGCCCAGGGCAACGCCGCCGCCAAGUACCGGUGUCCGCGCUGCCGGGCGAGAUAUUGUUCGGUGGCCUGCUGUAAGAAGCACAAAGGCAGUUCUUGGACGGUGGAGGAUAUUUUGACAGAAGAGGAGGAAGGCGACCAAGUGCCUCUGCAGAAACUCCAGCUCCUCAGAGAAUCUGAAGAGCUGAAAGGCAUUCUCCUCAACCCACACCUCCGGCAGCAGCUGCUCACCGUAGACCAAGCAGAGGACAAGAGCUCCCUCCUGAGGAAGUACAUGCAGGAGCCGUUGUUUGUGGAGUUUGCGGACUGCUGCCUUCGAGUCCUUGAGCCACCUGAGGAGGAGGAGGUGGACUUGCAGGGUGAAACUGCUCUUAGGAAUGAGUAG
Messenger RNA from Hemicordylus capensis (graceful crag lizard), 417 nucleotides. RefSeq names its product zinc finger HIT-type containing 3 (gene ZNHIT3). Gene Ontology annotation, biological process: snoRNA localization; box C/D snoRNP assembly; maturation of LSU-rRNA from tricistronic rRNA transcript (SSU-rRNA, 5.8S rRNA, LSU-rRNA). Lineage: Eukaryota; Metazoa; Chordata; Lepidosauria; Squamata; Cordylidae. The transcript is spliced from 4 exons. Gene Ontology annotation, cellular component: nucleus; pre-snoRNP complex. The record is from RefSeq and is a predicted model, not a curated record. Gene Ontology annotation, molecular function: protein binding. The coding region runs from base 1 to 417 and encodes 138 amino acids.